UCGACGAUCUCGCGUUCUCGAUCCGAGGAAACAGCUAUUUUGUUAUUUGUUGCAAGUUAGUCGAAACAGUUAUCAUUGGUGGAUAUGUGUCAGAUUCGAGUGGCGUUAGUCACGACGAUGUUGCUGGCAAUAGUCGAGAUCUCGAUAGCCGACACGAUAAGCCGACAGUCCUUAGAGUGUAAAAACAUCGCCAGGGAUGCGAUUAUGAAUAGCUGCAAGGGAGAAAGGAUAAAACGAUCCACGGGAAAUGUCCAGCUAUUACUUCGUUAUCUAAAUGAUGAGAAUGCCGAAGAUUCACGGCGUCCAGAAGAUUUCCUCGGCUUCAGCUUAAACUCCGACGAAUUGGAAGAACUUCUGGACGAGGUCGGCUACAGAAUGCCCAGAAGUUCGAAGGAUCUGAGCAGGAAGAUCUUCCAAAGCGUUGCCAUGAAAUGCUGCCCGAAUCCGAAAUUAUGCUACGAUAAUCCAGGAAUAAUUCCUUGCAUGGGAUAUUAACGACAACAUUGCGGUUCAUUAUCCAAAUUUUUUUUUAGAGUUUAGUAAUGAAUCGCGAGAUUAUCAUUGAUACGCCAUGCGAGG
Molecule: messenger RNA, 579 nt
Organism: Bombus pyrosoma
Lineage: Eukaryota; Metazoa; Arthropoda; Insecta; Hymenoptera; Apidae
Exons: 2
Coding region: 85-495 (136 amino acids)
Source: RefSeq, a predicted model, not a curated record